This is a messenger RNA of Nymphaea colorata (pocket water lily), 821 nucleotides long. Its product is annotated as iron-sulfur cluster assembly protein 1-like. The coding region runs from base 71 to 589 and encodes 172 amino acids. Lineage: Eukaryota; Viridiplantae; Streptophyta; Magnoliopsida; Nymphaeales; Nymphaeaceae. Gene Ontology annotation, molecular function: 2 iron, 2 sulfur cluster binding; ferrous iron binding. Gene Ontology annotation, biological process: iron-sulfur cluster assembly; intracellular iron ion homeostasis. The record is from RefSeq and is a predicted model, not a curated record. The transcript is spliced from 3 exons. Gene Ontology annotation, cellular component: cytoplasm; mitochondrial matrix.
UCCCAGAAUCUGGCGAUCGCUUUUUGUUCUCUCUUCCUCUGGACGCCUGCGGGUGAGUGAGUGGGGGAAGAUGUUGCAGCUCGGAGGGAAGAGGUUGCUGGGGUUGGCGGCGGAAGGGACCGCCUCUCCGGGGGCUGCCGCCGUGGCUUUGUUGGCAAGGAGGCGUUAUCAUGAGCGGGUGGUUGAUCAUUACAAUAAUCCACGCAACGUCGGCGCCUUCGACAAGAACGAUCCCUCCGUCGGCACAGGGCUAGUCGGCGCGCCGGCGUGCGGCGACGUGAUGAAGCUCCAGAUCAGGGUCGACCAGGAGUCGGGGAAGAUCGUCGACGCCUGCUUCAAGACGUUCGGGUGCGGUUCUGCGAUUGCCUCUUCCUCGUUGGCCACCGAAUGGGUUAAGGGAAAGCAGAUGGAGGAAGCCUUGACCAUAAAAAAUACUGAGAUUGCAAAACAUCUCUCUCUUCCACCUGUGAAGCUCCAUUGCAGCAUGCUUGCUGAGGAUGCUAUAAAAGCAGCCGUGAAAGAUUAUGAAAGAAAGCGGGCUAAUUCUCAGGCAGAGGCUGAAGGGCAUGUGAAAGCUACUGAAGUGUAAAGGUCCAUGUAAAAUCCCAUGUAUUUUGAAGUUGAUGUACAGAACGAUCCCUUAUCACCCUAUGGACUUUUACAUGAUAAGGCAGAUGGUUUAUUGACUCUGCUGGAGGCUUCUGAAUGUAUCAUAUAAUGGGCAGUUGUUUUCUCAACGUGACAGUUCAUCUACGUUUCUCUUGUUUUACUGCUCAUACUAUCUAUUGCAUAAUAAUAUUAUGAAAAAUCUCUCUCUCUCA